Mus musculus (house mouse) is the source of this 1506-nucleotide messenger RNA. It is a transcript of the gene Stmn4, whose product is annotated as stathmin-like 4. The record is from RefSeq and is marked validated. The transcript has 8 exons. Gene Ontology annotation, cellular component: axon; Golgi apparatus; growth cone. The coding region runs from base 135 to 746 and encodes 203 amino acids. Gene Ontology annotation, biological process: regulation of microtubule polymerization or depolymerization. NCBI's taxonomy places the organism in Eukaryota, Metazoa, Chordata, Mammalia, Rodentia, Muridae.
ACCACUAAUUGAAGGAGUGAGAAGAGAACAGCUCGCUUUGGAAACCGGACUGCAGGGCUGUGAUCCAGUUCUGAGCUGGUGAUAAACACUCCCCUGUGACUUUUGGUCAAUUCAGCCACCAGAUUCCAGCCAACAUGACUCUUGCAGCCUAUAAGGAGAAGAUGAAGGAACUCCCACUAGUGUCUCUGUUCUGCUCUUGCUUCUUGUCUGAUCCCCUGAAUAAAUCAUCCUACAAAUAUGAAGGCUGGUGUGGGAGACAGUGUAGGAGGAAAGGUCAAAGCCAGCGGAAAGGCAGUGCUGACUGGAGAGAAAGAAGAGAACAGGCAGAUACAGUAGACCUGAACUGGUGCGUCAUCUCUGAUAUGGAAGUCAUCGAGCUGAACAAGUGCACCUCGGGCCAGUCCUUUGAAGUCAUCUUGAAGCCACCUUCCUUUGACGGGGUGCCUGAGUUUAAUGCCUCCCUCCCAAGACGGCGAGACCCAUCAUUAGAAGAGAUUCAGAAGAAGCUAGAAGCAGCAGAGGAGCGAAGGAAGUACCAGGAAGCUGAACUCCUGAAACACCUCGCGGAGAAACGAGAGCACGAGCGAGAGGUGAUCCAGAAAGCUAUCGAAGAAAACAAUAACUUCAUCAAGAUGGCAAAAGAGAAGCUGGCCCAGAAGAUGGAGUCCAAUAAGGAGAACCGGGAGGCCCAUCUGGCUGCCAUGUUGGAGCGGCUGCAAGAGAAGGAGCCGCCUGCUGCGCGGUGACUCCCGGGACCGAUCGGUGGCCUCGUCCCAUGGAUACCUUCGCUGACAGCUCUGCUCUGCCCGUGGUGACCAUCUUUUGCGUUCCAUUCUCUUGCCCUUUGUCCUCCCCUGGCAGCCUUGUGUGACCCGCCUUUGUCCCUCCCUUCCUCCCCAGGACAAGCACGCAGAGGAGGUGCGGAAAAACAAGGAGCUGAAGGAAGAGGCCUCCAGGUAAAGCCCAGAGGCCAAGGAAGUUUCCAGGACAGCCGGACAGCUCCCGUAGCAACCUGGUUCCAGCAGCCUCGGCUGCUGGCUGCUCUCCCAGCACUGGGGUUCGGGGGGAGGGGGGUGGCCAAGGGGCGUUUCCUCUGCUUUUGGUGUUUGUACAUGUAAAAGAUUGACCAGUGAAGCCAUCCUAUUUGUUUCUGGGGAACAAUGAUGGGGUGGGAGAGGGGACAGUGAGCGUGUGGAAGAGGGAGGUGAAGAUGAGCCCAAGGACAUUGUGACACUGUCCACUGACUGCAGACUUGGGCCAAGGCCCCCGCUUUUCAUGGCUCUGCCUGGACAUCCGGCCUCCAGGUUCCGAGUGGAGAGAAGAUGAGAACUGGGGUAGAAGUUCAGAGUGAAGGGCAGAGUCCUGGCGGGGUGGUGGCUGCAGGGCCAGCAGGACAAGCCCGUCUGGAUGGAGUGAGACCUGCCCUGCAGCGGGUGGGAUAAGGUCUGUGUGCGUCUGUUCAUUGUCAUCUUUUGAUCAUCAUGACCAAUGAAACAUUUACUUCCA